This is a messenger RNA of Photinus pyralis (common eastern firefly), 2640 nucleotides long. Its product is annotated as CLIP-associating protein-like. The record is from RefSeq and is a predicted model, not a curated record. Lineage: Eukaryota; Metazoa; Arthropoda; Insecta; Coleoptera; Lampyridae. Gene Ontology annotation, cellular component: microtubule organizing center; cytoplasmic microtubule; mitotic spindle. Gene Ontology annotation, molecular function: microtubule binding. Bases 170 to 2248 code for a protein of 692 amino acids. Gene Ontology annotation, biological process: mitotic spindle assembly. The transcript is spliced from 13 exons.
CAAACUGUCAAGUGUCAAAGUGAAUUCGAACAUGGCUGCAGUGUAAUGUAAUUUGUAAAUUGUGUAUUUAAGUCCGAGCAACUGUAGAUGUACUGUUUAGUUUGUUCAUAUUUUUCUAUAUCACGUUGUUAAUGAUAUUUACAAUAACAUAAACGCAAAAAAGCCCAAAAUGGCUUAUGUAUGUCCGAAGGAUCUGGACGGUUUCAUGCCGCAUUUACCCAAAGCUGAUACAAAGUUUCGUCAGCAACUCGGCAUCGAUCUACUCGCUUACUUGGACGAACCAUCCAAUUCGAUAAUAUGCCAGGAUAUCGGACAAUUGAUCGACGGUCUAAUACCGUGGAUGCAGAGCAGUAAUUACAAGGUAUCGAGCAAUGGCAUUGAAGUAAUGACAUCAUUGAUAGACAGGCUGGGUCACGAUUUUCGUCCUUACUUACAAACUGUGUUACCGGCAGUCAUAGAUAGAUUAGGCGAUUCAAAAGAUACGGUCAGAGAGAAGGCACAGCUGCUGAUCCUUAAACUGCUCGAGCGUAACGUGCUCACACCCCAGACACUCCUCGAGAAACUUACGCCCGGAUUCACACACAAAAACGCGAAGAUUAGAGAGGAGGUUUUACGGUGCCUUGUAAAUACGUUAAAUGAACACGGAGCACAAUCAGUAACGCUCAGUAAGUUUAUAUCGUACAUAGUGAAGUUAUUAUCCGAUCCGACUGCGACCGUUCGAGAUACCGCCUUUAGUACUUUAGUCGACUUAUAUAAACACGUCGGCGAAAAAUUGAAAGUCGAUUUGCAAAGGCGCAACUUAGUUCCAAGUACGAGACUUCCCGCUUUACUUUUAAGAUUUGAUGAAGUUAAAAGUGCCGGUGAAUUACUUCCGACUGCGUGUUGUGCACUCGAUCUCGGAAUGGACGAAAUUGACAGGAUAUCUAUGCCAAAACCCGCCGUUCCAGUGAAGAAGGUUGGACUGCUAACGAGCGCGAGUAAGCGUACGGUUUCUGCGCCCAGCAAGAUGGCUGCAGGAGCGAGUGCUCCGAACUUGGCGACUGUAAGCAGAACUGGAUCGAUGCGGAAAGCCACUAGUGCAUCAGGAGCAGUGGACGAGAAGACCUUCACUUCUUCAUUCGAAGAGGUACCAAACACCCAAAUUUUCUCAGCAAGGGAACUGGGCGAGCAAAUGAAGGCAGUACAGGAAAUAAUUGCGGAUCCGAAUAAAGAAUGGUAUAAACGAGUGGAUGCGCUAAAAAAAGUAAGAGCGCUGGUCAUUGCGGGCGCUACAAAUUACGAGGAAUUCUACAUCAACCUACGUAAUUUGGAGAUUCCGCUUCAAGGCACACUAAAAGAUUUACGUUCGCAAGUAGUUAGGGAAGCUUGCAUAACGAUAGCGUAUUUAUCUCAAGUUAUCGGCAACAAAUUUGACCAUUGCUCAGAGUGCUUGUUAAACGGGCUGAUUAACCUCAUUCAAAAUUCAGCUAAAGUGGUCGCGACGGCUGGUAAUAUUACCGUUCGUUUCAUCCUGCAAUACACGCAACAUCACAGGUUAAUACCGAUUAUUACGACAAAUUUAGGUGGUUCCAAAAGUAAGGAGAUUCGACGAAGUUGCUGCGAAUUUUUGGAAUUAAUAUUAACUCAGUGGGCGACGCAUCCCCUAGAGAAACAUAUUAAUGUACUUCAGGAAGCUUUGCGGAAAGGUAUAGCCGAUGCCGAUCCCGAAGCUCGUGUUUGUUCACGAAGAGCAUUCCGUGGCUUUAAGGAUCACUUUCCCGAUCAAGCCGAAUCGCUUUUGCAAUCGUUGGAGCCCAGUUACCGCCGCGCCUUACAAGGGGAGUUGUGCCUCUCGAGCAGUUCAUCCAGCAACAGUUUGGCGCCGACUCCGGGUGUACGCACGCCUAGACAGUACCGAGUGCCUACGACGCCUCAAAGUGCUACAGGCAGUACAGAAAAUCUCUACAGUGGUGGAUUGCAGAGGGUUCCAUCAUUGCCUAGAAGCUAUAGACAACGUAGCUCUAUACCUGUUCUCUCCAGAGACAAUUCCAAAAAAGGAUUCCGAAGCAAUUCUGCCAUAGACUUGCAAGCCGCGCAAAGAGCGAAAGCGCGUGCGCAAUAUUCCGCAAUGACCCGACAAAAAGUCGCUUUCGGCACAGCGAGUUUACCUCCAAUAACAGCGUUAAUCAUUUUCUUGCUUUUGUUUCAUGUCUGUAGAGGGAGAGGUUGCGCAGCAAGGUAUUUAAUAUUUUUUAAUAAUUUAUUUUAGCGUUCUUUCUGCUUUUAAAUAAAAACUUCCGCUCUAAAAUACAACAGUGCACGAUUAAUAAAGUAUCAUUUGUAGGGUUCUUACAGAAACAACUGUUACUGUAGGGUUCAAUUGUUUUUUUUUAUUUCAACGAUUAUGAAACUAUUAUCGUUCCCGUUGCAACAUGUUAAUUUUUUUUACUGACACACUUUCCCAAUUUUUCAAAUAUUAACUGAAGUUUAAAUUGUUAUUGUUAAUAUAUUUAUCCAAAAACAAUAAUAUAAACUUACAGCAUCAGAAAAUAAACUAAACUAACAUUAUACAGUAAGGUCAUAGCAAUCCAAACUUCAGUAAUCCGAGGUUCUGUGCCAUCCAAGGUCCAAAAUUUUAAAAAAACGUGAAAACUUAUUUUU